Messenger RNA from Anarrhichthys ocellatus (wolf-eel), 2621 nucleotides. RefSeq lists its product as uncharacterized. The transcript has 4 exons. Bases 929 to 2068 code for a protein of 379 amino acids. The record is from RefSeq and is a predicted model, not a curated record. NCBI's taxonomy places the organism in Eukaryota, Metazoa, Chordata, Actinopteri, Perciformes, Anarhichadidae.
UGCAAUUAAGACCCUUAAAAAGUCUUAAUUGGCAUUUCCCCGAGGUGUUACUUUGUAGCUUGUUUUUUAAUAUAUUUAUCCUCAAUGAGGAUUCAGUGUUCUCUGGUCCCACAUGCUAACUGCUAGCCACAUGACCGCUAUUGGACGCAGACAGCUGUGUGGACGCACAAACACUUUGUAAAGGUGCACGUGAGCCUGGUUCUGUUUCAACAUCUCAUUCAUUGUGGAGCCUCGUUUCCACUCCCACGGGUGAAAAGACUAAACAUGCGUUUGCAUAUGGAGAAGUGUGUCCGCUCCAGCAGCAGUGAAGAAGAAAUGAGAUGUUGCAUCGACGAGGUUCUUCAACUGACCAGCUGUCAUUCUAUUGGACUGAGGCUAUUUAUAGCUUCCACAGGACUAACUCAUCACCUGCACCUGUAAAGUUUACAGCACCAUGCCUUUUGUUCUACCUGUAAACAUGAAGUGCUCUUGUGUGAAUAAUGUUUUGAGCAACUCAAAGCUGUGACUUGAGGCCAAUAUUUCAUUGCUUAAUGAAGACGAUGAAUAAUUAUGAUUCAAACACAUUUGAAGGAUGUUUUUGUUCCCCUGGGACUCUACAGUAAUGGCAACGUGUUUGCCCUUCACAAUAAGACAUUCACUCAAAGGGAAAACGAACCAUACUGACCGAGCAGGUGCAGGCUGAUAUUCUAAUGCACGACCCUUUCGCUCAGAGUUUCACAAAAACGAAACAGACAAAAACAAAAAGUACAAACGUGUGGUAUAAUUAAACUGCAUAUUUUUAAUUCCUUCUUCUAGACAUGCCUGUUCCCCUACAUUCACACCGGCUCUCUCUCAUUUCAAACGGCCUCUGCUGUGGAGCUGCAGCUUCCUGCACUGAUUGGCUGAUUGACUCUCAGGUGUCCCAGGAGAUGUAUCAGGCAGUGAUUGGAUGCAGGUUGCAAUAAAUGCUCCCUCUCUGCUGCACACAUGCGCAGCAGGAAUGGCUUGUGGAGUUCAUUUGGGGAUCUUGCUGGUUUGCUUGGUUCAAGCAGAGCUUGUGCGUAGUCUGUGGGCUGCACAAGAUCAGAGACAAACCGGCGACACACAUGUUGGCUUCUCGCAGCAGGGUAGAUUUGGUGGCAGCUAUCCCCAGAAUCAACUCAGACAGGCCUCUGGUUCUCCUCAGACUGCUAACGGUGGCUAUGCUUCGGUCAUGUUGGCGCAGAGCAGCUCUGAGUCUAAACCUAACCGACCAACGACUACGUUGAAUCAGGAAAAUGUGCAAAACACUCCAAAAAAGCAGAUCUUUGGCCUUUCUGUUGCUAGUGGUAGUUCCCUCGGUAGGUACGAUCAAACUCCGAUUAGCAAGAAGAGAACUCGGCCAGCUCAACAGGGUAUACCAAGUACGAGCAACUAUCAGUCCAGCAGUUCUGGAUCUCUACAGAGUCCGAGGGGAGGCUACUCCUUCAAACCUGCCUCCCAUCAGUCAGCAGCACAGAGAGCUUCAGCUGUUUCUGAAACACCGGGAAAAGGUUAUCCGAAGUCGUCCAGCGACGGUGCUGCUGGGCCACGAAGGAUCCCUGCUCGGACGAAAACCUCAGCCAGUGGCCGCGCUGUAAGGGUGUCUCCACAUCGUGGCUCUGUAGCACCUAAACCUUCCUAUUUCUCAUCUCUCCAAAAUGAGAGAACUAGAAAUAACCCCAGCCAGGCUGGGAGCCCAUACCCAAACAAACUGGUUCCUGUGAAUGUUCCUGUGAAUGUUCCUGACUCCGGGACCAGCAGUUCCGGGACCUCUGGUCAGAAAUUUGCCCCGACCAGAACCCACAACAUCCCUCAGGCCUUUGGUGGCUAUGCUAUCAGACGGCUGAAGGAACCCACUGACCAGAAGGAAGUGAGUGUCGGGAGGCCGCAGCAGGCCUACGUGGCCCCCCAGCGGCCCCCUGCACAGAAGCAGGCCUACAUGGCCCCCCAGCGGCCCUCUCCUUCUUACAAGCCACAGGCCCAGAGUGUUCAUCCGGAGGCCAAAUGGAUGAGGAUCAAGUCUCGUCAGAGACCGGAGCAGAUGGAUGCAGCAGGAGUCCUGGGAUGAAUGAUUUGUUUUUUAAAUAAUAAAAUGUAUUUAAUUUUACACGCUUUUGUGUCCUGAAUUCCUCUUCUAGCUGUGCACUAAAUGCCAGAAUGUGUUCACACUGCUGGAGGUUUGGUGUCAUCUGUGAAGAGAAGAUUUCAUUUAAUAUUAGAAUGUUGCUGUUCUUCACUGUGGUAGCUUCGUGGUCAAACGGUUGAGGGCUUUUGAUAUUCAAGUGUGCAAGGCUUCAAAUGAACAUUUCCUUAAAUCACAUCUUUUAUAGAUUAGUGUGCAGUGAGUGACGAUUACUGCUGUUACCUUGAACCUGAUUUCUGAAUCUAAAGAAAUGCAUAUGAUGCAUAAUGACUUAUUUUACGAAAAUAAUACCGAGAUAGCAGAAAGCACGCCAACACACAGAUUCCAGAAAUAUUCUCAACAUAUCUCUCUGUCAAACCACGACCGAGAUAUUAGCAAACUAACACCAGCAACAAAAAACGCUUUAUGGCUUAUAAUCAUAAAAUGCAACUCACCUUUUGAUGUCGUGAAGAAAAUGCAAUAUUCCAUCAUACUGCUC